UGCCGGAAUAACGUCAACAUUUUUGUUAACUAUCAAUUUUAUUACCACAAACAUUUAUAAAUAUCCACAUAUAUAUACAUAUACCAAUUAAAAUUUUAUAGUUUAUUAAUACCGCCUCAUAUAAAUCACCAAUUAAAUUUCAAAAUUAAUUAAUUAAUUAAUCAUUUUGCGUAGUGGAAUAAAUUAGUGUUUUUAGUGUCGCCUGUUUAAAAUUUUUUUUAAUUAUUAUUAUAGUGUAAAGUCUAAGUCAUAUAUUAAUAUAUCAAAACAUAUUUGUGUUUUAAAAAUUAAAAAAAAUGUAAAUGUGUUAAUUAAUAUUCCCAACACACUUGUAAUCACAAAGGAAGCGAAAAAUUUAAAUUUAUCGGUGAAAAAAAAAAAAAAAAAACUUUUGAUGAUUUAAAUGUGACUCCAAUUAUAAAUAAUUGUUAUUGGUAAUUAACUUUGAUGAAAUAAGUGAUGCUAAAGAUGUUAGUGUUCUAUGUCUCGACCUCGAUCUUGAGGCUGGACACCAAUGGCUCGACCGUGAGUUCUCGGGGUUUAGUGUCGACUCAAUUUACCCCUUUCUGGUAGUCAGUACAGUAUUAAGUCUACGAGAUCAAUGUUUGAGUUUCAAAUUUUUAAAUUUUAUUUUAAAAUAGUGACGAGUUUUUUCGCUGACGGAAGUGAUAGUUAUCAGUUUCGCUUUUAAAACUGGAGUAUUGUUUAAAAAAUAAACUAAAAAACACGUGUUCGAUGCAAUAAUUUUUUAUGCAAAAGGUACUUAGACUAUAGAGUAAGUACACGUUAUUGUACACGUGUGUGGUCAAGUCAGGUAUCAGUCUUGUACCGGUGAUAUAUAUAUAUAUAUAUAUGUAUGUAUAUUAUAUAUAUAUGUUUAUAUAAUAAUAAGUAUACCCGAUAUUGCGCUACAAUUUUAUUAAACACGAAAUAGAAGACGUCACAGGCGAAAGAUAAUCGAUUUAAGUCGGGACUGCAUCGUCACGGUGCGAUGACCUCCAAACCAGGAAGGUCCUACUCCGUGAGGUCCCCGAGGGUGGGAGGGCCGCUAUCACAGUCGCUGGCGAUGAUACCGCCGACAAUGCACGGUCAUGAUUUCAAUCAGCCAUUGUCGCGGGUUGUGAUGGUAAGGAAGACUGACCAGAGGACCUUUAGUAAAGGUCGCAGAGGUGGCGAACCUCUUCUUGAGACUGUGACCCGCGAAACUGUUGAGUUAUUCAACGGUGGACGGGCUGAAAGAAAAUAUACCUCGGAAACGAGGGAUAUCGUUACACCCAAGUCGAGUAGUAUGCCAUCACUGAAUGUAAACAGGACCAAAAAGAAGGCGGUUGCAUUUGUCGAUCAAAUUGAAAGAUCUCGCGCUGACUCAGUGAGAUCUAAGUCGCCAUUGACUGGAUCUCCAGCAUCUCCGGGUCCAUUAUCUGGUUCGUUGCACGGCAGUUUCCAUGGGAGUCUUGGUAGUGAUGGAAUGUCAUGCAGUAGUGCCAGGUCAUCAUCAGCAUCACCUGACUCUGCUCGUUACUCUACAGCGCAGAUAACAAAGACUGACACGCGUAAACCGUCUGUGCGUAGAUUUGGACCUGACAAGGAAUUUAUCAAUCUCUGUUUGGAAACACACAACUAUUAUCGUAAUCGUCAUGGAGUUCCUGCAUUGCGACUUAAUAAACAGCUUUGUAAAACAAGUCAAGACUGGGCAAAUAUAUUGGCAACUAAAGGAAGAUUGGAACACCGCGCAAAUAUUGAGUAUGGGGAAAAUCUUUACUGUAUGUGGAGUUCAAAUCCUAAGACGAUUGUCAAUGGCGACGAACCUGUUAAUGAUUGGUACGCUGAAGAAUCAACGCAUCAGUAUAACAGAGAACCAACGACACUGAAAACUGGUCAUUUUACCCAAAUAGUGUGGCGUAGCAGUACCGAAUUAGGCGUAGGAAUGGCCCGGAAUCGUAAUGGUGAAGUCUACGUGGUGUGUAAUUACAACCCAGCGGGUAAUUUUCUCGGGAGUUUUAUGGAAAAUGUGUUACCGCCAAGCGAAAGAUCUUCGUCGCCGUCACGUCUGCCUGCGAUAUUAAAAAUAAGCUCUUGGACUCUUGACCAAAGUGCUUGGCAGCAAGACGCUCUGGCUGUACACAAUGAAUACAGAAGACGUCACCGUUCGCCGGAUCUGAUUCUCAAUGAUGAGCUGACCGCUGCUGCCAAGGCCUGGGCGAAUAAAUUAUUGAACUCAAAUAAAUUAAUACCGCAGUCAUCAUCACCGUACGGUGAAAAUAUAUAUUCCGUUCAGUGUUCAGAUCCGAAUAAUAUUGUGUCUGCACGUGAAGUUGUUGCUAAAUGGUACUCGGAGCGUAAGGAACAUAAAUUUGGUAUUGAACCAAAAGUUCUAAAUACAUGUCACUUUACACAAAUAGUAUGGAAAAGUACACAAGAAAUGGGUAUCGCAAUGGCUAAAAAAGAUGGUACUUGCAUUGUCGUGGCCUGUUAUUACCCACGGGGUAACAUUGUCGGUCAGUUUACUGAAAAUGUUCUUAAGCCUAUUAAAAGUAUUUGAUAAAAUGUAUUAUUACAGUAAUAAUUAUUUGAUACGGGUUGAUUUACUAUAUUUUUUCUUUAUUAUUAAUUUAUUUAUUAAGUUCUUAAUAUAUUUUUUGUUGUUGACUGUUGAUUUAUUUAAUUGUCGCAUUUAUGUAUAUAAUACAUACCGAUAUGCGUAGAAAAAAAGCAUUCCAUUAAUUUCAUA
Molecule: messenger RNA, 2731 nt
Organism: Microplitis mediator
Lineage: Eukaryota; Metazoa; Arthropoda; Insecta; Hymenoptera; Braconidae
Exons: 9
Coding region: 992-2542 (516 amino acids)
Cellular component (GO): extracellular region
Source: RefSeq, a predicted model, not a curated record